This is a messenger RNA of Sphaerodactylus townsendi, 1304 nucleotides long. RefSeq names its product zona pellucida sperm-binding protein 3-like. Gene Ontology annotation, cellular component: extracellular matrix. Gene Ontology annotation, biological process: positive regulation of acrosome reaction; egg coat formation; binding of sperm to zona pellucida. The transcript is spliced from 10 exons. Bases 1 to 1275 code for a protein of 424 amino acids. Gene Ontology annotation, molecular function: acrosin binding. The record is from RefSeq and is a predicted model, not a curated record. NCBI's taxonomy places the organism in Eukaryota, Metazoa, Chordata, Lepidosauria, Squamata, Sphaerodactylidae.
AUGCAGCUGUGGAAGAGAGUGCUGGUUGUUAUCUCUGCCUGGAGUAUGGCGGCUGCCUCAGCUCAAAGGGCACCUGCCAACUCUGUGUUCUAUGAGUGCAACACAACUAGCAUCCAUUUGGUCGUCAAGGUAGACCCUUGGAGCACUGGCACCAAGCUCAACCCAGAGUUCCUGAACUUGGGCAGCUGCCCCUCCUCCUUUGAGAAUAACCGCCAAGGCUUCUUCCAUUUCCAGUACUACUUCAGUGAGUGUGGCUUUGCCCGGCUGAAAUCUGGCAAAAUGGUUGAACAUCUCAUCAACCUGGUCUACAGGCCUCCAUCCCACCAAACCAGGUUCUAUAACAACCCCUUUUCAGAGAGGAUAAACUGCACUGAUUAUGAGGCCAGUGUGACUUCUCCACAGGUGGCAUUGUUGACUGGCCAGCUUUCUGCUUCAAGUGUGCUCAAGUUCACUGUAAAGCUAAUGAAUGAGGACUUCAGUGCUCCGUCGGACGUUACGAUCUUUUUCCUGGGCUCACAGAUCAAUAUAGAAUUUGCCGUACAGAGCCUCUUCCACCAGCCUCUGAGAGUAUUUGUGGAUGAAUGCACAGCUGCUGCCACACCAGAACUUCACAAAUCUCCCAGGAACUACAGCAUUAUUAGUAACCAUGGGUGUCUUGUGGAUGGCAGAGUGGCAAAUUCUUCAUUCCCUCCUAGGCCGGCUCCUGAAGUGAUCCAUCUCUCUAUGCAGGCCUUUGAAUUUGUUGGCAUGAACACCAAUAUUUAUAUACAUUGCCGAGUUCUAGUUUGGGACCCAGAAGUCCUCACUGAUCCCCUGAAGAAGGCCUGCUCAUUUCAUAGAGAUACCAAAAGAUGGGAACUCUUAGAUGACCCCUCAAGUUCUGUGUGCAGCUGUUGUGAAUCAGUGUGUCAGACUGCAGGAUCUCGCCACAAAAGAGAUCUAGAAGCGCAGAGUGGUCUGCAUUAUAAUAUGGUAGUUGGACACUUGAGGAUUCAAAAACCAGUUCGAAGCACAGGCAGUGAUGAAUGGGAUUCGAACAGUUCUCUAGCUGUCAAAAGUCACAAAGGUGGGAAACAAAAUGUGAUGCCUCCUGCUGUUGGUGCCCUGCUCGUGGAAGUGGCUGUGGUUGCUGUGCUCUCCUUGGGUUUCUGUUUCUACAAUGGCUACCAAAAAAGGCUUUGCCUCCACAAGAGGGACACCCAUGGAAACCUGGACACUCGACCACUGGUGGAUGCUGAGCAGGACUGUGGAAGUAUCAAUGCUGAUCUGGAAUAAUGUUAAUGAUUAAAAAAAUAGCAAACCAG